This is a messenger RNA of Crotalus tigris (Tiger rattlesnake), 2312 nucleotides long. RefSeq names its product zinc finger DHHC-type palmitoyltransferase 4 (gene ZDHHC4). The record is from RefSeq and is a predicted model, not a curated record. Gene Ontology annotation, molecular function: protein-cysteine S-palmitoyltransferase activity. The transcript is spliced from 7 exons. Bases 108 to 1124 code for a protein of 338 amino acids. Lineage: Eukaryota; Metazoa; Chordata; Lepidosauria; Squamata; Viperidae. Gene Ontology annotation, cellular component: Golgi apparatus; endoplasmic reticulum. Gene Ontology annotation, biological process: protein targeting to membrane; peptidyl-L-cysteine S-palmitoylation.
CGGACCUCGCGGAUUGGAUAAUCGCUUGCCCCGCCCCCGCCCUCGAACCGUCAUGGCGGCGCCCGUUCCGGGGAUCACGUGAGCGAAGGAGCCGGUCGCGGGGCAAGAUGGACUUUGUGAUCCUCUUCGGCCUGUAUCUCGGCCUGGUGCUGCUCAGCGUGGUGGUCUGCAUCUCCUCCCGACGGGAGCAAAGCUUCUCUUGGAGGCUCAUCAGGGGCACAACGCAAGUGUUCUCCUAUGUGAUUCCAGCUCCAGUUCACAGAGCAGCUCAAAAGGCGAUUCAUGGACUCUUCCAUACACGGAAUUCUUUCUUUGUGGUCUUGCACUUGAUCUUGGAAGGGCUGGUUUAUGGCGAGUAUACCUGGGAAGUGUUCGGCUACUGCCAAGAGCUGCAGUUCAGCAGUCUUCUCCUCCUCCUUCCUUACCUCCUGUUGGCUGUGAAUGCAGCUUUCUUCAUCCUCUGCUCCAGAAGUAAUCCAGGUAUCAUCACCAAAUCCAACCAGCUUCUCUUUCUUCAUGCAUAUGCAUACGAUGGUCUGAUGUUUCAACAAGAUGCUGAAUGCCCUACCUGUGCCGUGAGAAAACCAGCCAGAUCCAGACAUUGCGGCGUGUGCUGUGGCUGCAUACAUCGUUUUGAUCACCACUGCGUUUGGGUCAACAACUGCAUUGGAGCCUUCAACAUCCGGUUCUUCCUUUGCUACCUGCUCACUUUGAUCUCCAUGGCAGCUUCUAUUGCAGCUCUAACAGCCAGCUUCCUCAUCCAGGUGGUCCUUUUGUCAAAUCUUACAUUGGGAUAUUAUACGGAUGACCAAGGUCAAGAACAUUCAGUUGAUACCUUCUUUCUUAUGCAGCAUCUGUUCUUGACCUUUCCUAGAAUUGUAUUCGUGCUGGGCUUUGUCAUCCUUCUGUUGGUUAUACUGGGCUCCUAUUUCUGCUUCAUCCUGUAUCUUGUACUGACCAACCAGACGAGCAACGAAUGGCUUAAAUCAGCAAGAUAUACACACUCAUACUCAGAGCAAAACAGCAGACAGGAAGGCUAUCAAAAUAUUUACUCCAAAGGAGUCUGGGCCAAUCUGGCAGAAAUUGUGAUGCCUCUGACAAGUCCUGCAAAGAAAAGGAAGUGAAUCCCUCAACACACACACCCAUGGCAAAACAGUCUGCACCUUACAAACUUACCUUCUGUAGAAUGAAUUUUUAUUCUGCUACUAAAUGAUGAAUACUCGGAAGCGGGAAAUGAGUUAACAUAUUAGAUUGUUAAUGGUGAGCACCGAGUGCUAUCCUUUGCACUUUUAAAAAAAGUUUGCCUGCUAAAAAGCCCCGGGGAUGAGGUGAUACAUUGAUAUUGUGGUGAAAGUGAUUGGUCACGCAGUUAGGCAGCUCUUUAGAUAUGAUUUGGCAUCUUUAUCCACCUAUUGAGUCCCUCCCAAGGACCUGGGAAAAGCAGAUGUUGUUUGAUGGAGUAAAAAGCAUCAUUGCAGGAUUUAAGCUGUUCCGUGUCAAGCUCCCUUUUACAAUUGACUGAAGAGACUUUCCAAAUGUUGCUCCAGAUGUUUUGGGUGCUAAUUACUACUGGGACUAUCUUUGCUCUCCUUUGCCACAGCUGUUCUAUUUGCUAUUUGCAUGUCUUAAUAUUUUAUGGUUUUCUCCAGUUCUUUCUCUUGUCUCCAGAUAUGCCACGUCCACUAUCCAGACUUAUUUUUUUUUUUUAUCAACAACUGUUAAGUCUUGGGAAUGUUGGCAGGUGCUUGUCUGUAUCAUUAUAUUUUUUGGGUGAGGUAAGAUGACUGGAUGCCUACAUCUGUUUCAUUUCCUGCAGUAAAUUACCAGGAAGUCCCACUCCAGAGUCAUUUUGCAGGUAGCUGGAAUUAUGUAAAGCCCCGAACUGCAUUCUGUGGGUAUUUGAAACCUCUAAGACAGACAUGUCAAACUCACGAUGUCACAUGACAUCGCAUGACGUAUCUGAGCUUUUUUGCCGUUGCCGGCAAUGGGGUGGGCGCGGCUCUGGUAUGAUGAAACCGGCCCGCGGGCCAGCAGUUUGACACCCCUGCUCUAAGAGGUUAAUUCUAUGGUUGCAUUCCUCCCAUCCUACCUUUCUGUUUGAGGCCUUUAAGCUGCCCUCGUGCACAAUUCCUUCUCCUGCUAGAUUACACCGACGUUCCUGGGAGAGAAAUAACCACCGAUACAUUUGAAGCCAUCAGCAUUCUCCUUUAAUUACAUCAGAAUACAGUAAUGUAAAAAUUAUUUUUUUUAAAAAAAAAUAUUUACAAGUUAAAUCAGACAAUAGAUAAUUAAAAGCUACAUGGUUGCAAAAA